CUGCCAUCCAACGCCGACACCAGCAAGCACCGAUACCGAUGUGGAAGCCCGGCAGCGACCGACCGCAGGACAAGAAGCCCAAGGACAAGACCAGCAGCAACAAGGACAAUGCAAUGGCAGUAAAGGGCGACAGUUUGCCUGCGCGCAAGGUGCAGAAGGCGCCGGCCAAGCUGUCUCAGAAGACACUUGCCAUGAAGUUCAUGCAACGCAAGAAAACAACAGAGGCGCAGCGCAUCGCCGCUGUCAAGGAGCAGCACAAACAGGACACUUGGGAAACCACGCUCGAGGAAGACCAGGGCGACGACGGGUCCAAGAUCGUCUGCAUGCGCGACGUGCCCGACCCGUCGUUGCCAUUACUUCUCGGUCGUCGUUCCUUUGGCGGCUUCAACAAGGGCGUGGAGGAUGAAUUCAAGGAGGCAUCUAGAGCGCUACGCUUUGCCGCAUCCGAGGAGAAGGAACUCCGCGAGGAAGUUUCGGCCGAGGAGAUGACGUCGCGCAUGCUCAAGUACACGGGGCUGGGCCGUCGCAGCGGAGGCGGCAAGCGACCCAACAGCAACAAGCGUCAGCGGAAAUAAGCAUUUGCAUCCUCUUAUGUUGAUAAGUUAUUGCCCCACACCACGCGAUAUAGAGUCACUCGUCGUCGCUGGCGUCCUCGUCACUGAAGUAGCUGUCUGCUUUCCGUUGGGGUCGACGGCGCGCUGAUAUCGCUGCUGACGCUGCGGAUACUGGCGGUGUAAUGACCGAAGGCGGUGCCGAUGAGGCUGAAGACGCUGUCGACGGAUACGCCAGCAGUGAGAUGGAAAAAUCUUCGUCGUCAGAACCCGUGGGUGGUGCUCUGCACCCAAUAAUCCAUUAGAUAGAUUCCCCUUUGAAUGUAUUUCACAGUCACAAGGAUAAGAACAACGUACAGAAUGUUGGUGACGCCUUCAUCGUUGA
Phytophthora nicotianae INRA-310 is the source of this 936-nucleotide messenger RNA. RefSeq lists its product as hypothetical. Gene Ontology annotation, biological process: maturation of 5.8S rRNA. The coding region runs from base 39 to 575 and encodes 178 amino acids. Lineage: Eukaryota; Oomycota; Peronosporomycetes; Peronosporales; Peronosporaceae. The transcript has 2 exons. The record is from RefSeq and is a predicted model, not a curated record.